AUGGUAAGAGAUGUUCCAACAAGAUGGAACUCUACUUAUCGUAUGUUCAAUAUUUCCCAAGCUUAUGAAAAAACAUUUGAGAGAUACGAUCUAAAGGAAUAUGAGUUUCGUUCCAACAUUGAAAAUGCGGGUUUAGCGAUUUCUUCGCCGAGCGAUUGGCAACAUAUUAGGCAUUUGUGUCAUUUUUUAAAACCACUUUGUGAUUUUACUGAAAGGAUUUCUGAGACACUAUACAUGACAUCAAACACGUGCAUUGAAGAUAUUUAUUCCAUUCGUACACUCUUGGAUGAUGCUAUUUCCAAUGUUAGCAUUUGUGAUAUUGCAUUGGCAAUGAGAGUAAAGUUUGAUAAGUAUUUUGGUGAUGUAGAAAAAUUGAAUUUAUUGCUCUACUUUGCUUUGAUUCUUGACCCAAGGAACAAAGUAAAAGUUUAUUCUCCAAGUAUUACUUCUAGUACUACCAGGUCUAGUAAUUCAUCGUCGAUUUUAGGGAAAUCCCAAAAUCCGGAUGCUACGACACCAAAACCACCAUUGAGAAAUAAGUUAAGAGAAAAGAUGAAAACAAACAUAGUUGAAUCAAUUGGCGAGUUGGAAAAGUAUUUGAAAGAAAGUGUUGAAGAAGAUUCAUCAAGUUUUAACAUUUUAAUUGGUGGAAAGUGA
This is a messenger RNA of Lactuca sativa (garden lettuce), 657 nucleotides long. Its product is annotated as zinc finger BED domain-containing protein DAYSLEEPER-like. The record is from RefSeq and is a predicted model, not a curated record. NCBI's taxonomy places the organism in Eukaryota, Viridiplantae, Streptophyta, Magnoliopsida, Asterales, Asteraceae. Gene Ontology annotation, molecular function: DNA binding.